This is a messenger RNA of Hemibagrus wyckioides, 2257 nucleotides long. RefSeq names its product GATA binding protein 5 (gene gata5). Gene Ontology annotation, molecular function: DNA-binding transcription factor activity, RNA polymerase II-specific; RNA polymerase II cis-regulatory region sequence-specific DNA binding; zinc ion binding. The record is from RefSeq and is a predicted model, not a curated record. Gene Ontology annotation, cellular component: nucleus. Gene Ontology annotation, biological process: positive regulation of transcription by RNA polymerase II; cardiac muscle tissue development; negative regulation of transcription by RNA polymerase II. NCBI's taxonomy places the organism in Eukaryota, Metazoa, Chordata, Actinopteri, Siluriformes, Bagridae. The transcript is spliced from 7 exons. The coding region runs from base 342 to 1529 and encodes 395 amino acids.
GGUGCAAUCAGCCUGUGAUACCGAGUCGGAAAGCGCGAGGAGUAAACUUUUUCCAUUUUUAAAAACCUGAGUUUACGGCUACAGUCCCUCCCUGUAUUCCUUCCAAUUAAUAAAAAGGACACGAAGAAGAGGAGCCUUCGACUGAGGUGCUACUUGACUGGGGGGAAAGAGGGAGCCUAACUUUUAUCGCCCAGCGCCCUUAUCUGGAGCGAAGACUUCUCUGGCCGAACCUACCGGAGUGGAGCUUUUGGACGAACUUUACUUGCAUUGAUAAUUAUUUUUUUUAUUUUUUUUAUUUUUAACUUUUAUUACGAACAAAUUAGGAGAUUUGGUCUUGCAGCAUGUACUCGAGCUUGGCGAUACCUUCCAACCCAUCCCCGUACGGGCACGACUCCGGGAACUAUGUGCACGCACCGGCCAGCUCGCCCGUGUACGUGCCCAGCACGCGUGUGCCCGCUGCAGUGCUACAGUCGCUGCCCUACCUGCAGCCGUGCGAACCCACGCACCAGCCGCACGCGCUCGCAGGCCACCAUCACGCAUGGCCCCCGCAAUCUGCAACUGAUGGCUCGUCGUUCGGCGCUGGAAGCCCGCAUGCUCACGCGCCCUCCGCCGCGUUCUCCUACACGCACAGUCCUCCCACGAGCGGCGGCGGCGGCGGCAGUUGUGGCGCCCGCGACCCUGCGUCCUAUCAGAGUCCUCUGGCGCUGAGCGGCGGCGCGCGCGGCCACGAUCAGUACGGUGGUGCUCUCGUACGCUCCGUGGGCGCUUCUUAUUCGAGCCCCUACGCAUACAUGGGCCCUGACGUGAGCGGAUCAUGGGCCUCUGGUCAUUUCGACAGCAGUGUGAUCGGACUACAGGGUCGCCAGGGAACUCUGACGGGCAGAAGGACCUGUCUAGACAUGUUGGAUGAAGUGGCGCUGGAAGGACGCGAGUGUGUGAACUGCGGCUCGAUCUCCACUCCGCUGUGGAGGCGCGAUGGAACCGGCCAUUACCUGUGCAACGCUUGCGGCCUUUACCACAAAAUGAACGGUGUUAAUCGACCUCUCAUCAAACCCCAGAAACGACUGCAGACUACGUCCCGGAGAGCAGGCCUGUGUUGCACUAACUGUCACACCAGCACAACCACACUGUGGAGGAGAAAUGCAGAGGGAGAGCCUGUGUGUAACGCGUGUGGCCUGUACAUGAAACUUCAUGGGGUACCCAGGCCUCUGGCGAUGAAGAAAGAAAGCAUUCAGACGAGAAAACGCAAACCCAAGAUACCUAAAACCAAAGCUUCCUCAGGUUCUUCCGUGUCUGGCACUACCUCUCCUGCGUCCCUUCCCAUUUCAGAGAAUGCUUCGACAAUAAAAAGUGAACCCAACAUCGCUGCCUCACCAUACGCCGGUCAAACGGUUGUGUCUGUCACACAGGCUUCAACACAGUUAAGCAGCACAAGCUCGGGCCACGUGGACAUCAAAUACGAGGACUACCAGUUCACCCCGACGUCCAUCGCCCCACAGAACUCCUGGUGCGCUCUGUCCCAAGCAUGAUGCAGCCCGAGACGCUGCUAUUCCUCUGCAAAAAAUAAAAAUAAAAAAUCACCCCAGUGCAAUCUUGGAAAGAAAAGGACUUUAUGACGAGAACUACCUAUUACACAGCCAACUCUAACAAGCAAUACCAGACUCUGGUGGACGCCAGUGGACGGGAAUACAGUAUAUGAACUGACCAUAGAGUUUGUACAGAAUUUAAAUCAGUGCUUCAUUGUUUUGUUGUAAAAUUGGAUGACUCAAAAAGGUUUUUUUUUUUUUUAGAAACUAAAUGAAGGACAAAAUCAAAUGCACAUUUACAAAAAACUAAACAAAGUAUACCCUGAUGUCUAAUGAUUCGUUUCUUUAGAAAUGAAUCAUUUUUUAAAAAAUACAUUAUUUAUGUUGAGAUAGGAACAGUUGUGGUUUUCAAUAUACACUUUCUGUUGUUUUUUCCGGACAGGGAAUAUAUUUUAUGGUCAUAAUGACACACACACACACGCACACACACACGCAUGCACAGGCUUUGAAAGACUCCUCAUUGCUCCUACUGAUUCGUAUCACUGACCGUUAAUCUGAAGUGCAAUGACUCACUUUUCCAAAGCUUUUGAAAAUAAAAAAUAAGGAACGUGAUUAUUUUAAUUAUUUUAAGUUUGUUUUGUUCUCUUCAAAAUAUAUUAGCCUUAAUUUUAUUUGUGCUGUAUUUUGUGGAUAUAUAAUGGAAUUACACAUUUGUUUUAUUGAAUAUAAAA